Molecule: messenger RNA, 815 nt
Organism: Drosophila willistoni
Lineage: Eukaryota; Metazoa; Arthropoda; Insecta; Diptera; Drosophilidae
Product: heterochromatin protein 1
Exons: 4
Coding region: 161-658 (165 amino acids)
Biological process (GO): negative regulation of transcription by RNA polymerase II; chromatin organization
Cellular component (GO): nucleus; pericentric heterochromatin
Molecular function (GO): chromatin binding
Source: RefSeq, a predicted model, not a curated record
ACAGUGUUGGUUAACUCUUUUUGGGAAUCACGUGCUUAUUAAAAAGCAAACGCAUUGUUUGGUGAAUCAAUUAGACACAAUUUAACGAGGAGAAAAGCAUUUUAUUAAGCUAAAUAACAAACAAAUUCACAACGAAAAUAGUUAAGAUUUAGCUGAAAGAAUGCAGAAGAAGGACAACAACAAAUCAAAAGUUUCUGGUUCCCAGGAGUUUGUCAUUGAAAAGAUCUUAGAUCAGCGUCUUCGCAAUGAUAAGGUUGAAUAUUAUAUAAAAUGGAAAGACCACUGCGAGUCGAAAAACUCUUGGAAGGAGUUGGACCCAUUAGUCUUCGCCAAUGUGAUCGAACAAUUUCAGGUGAAACGCAACAAAAAGGCUUCUAAGAAAGCUGCAAAGAAUUCCAAGGUUCCGAAUUCAGGUGGCAAAACCUCUUUGGCUUCGCAGCCUUCCAAUGGCAAUGGCUUUCAGCGUGGACUUAAAGCCAUAGAAAUUUGUGGCGUCAACCAUUUUUCAACUGGUCUCACAUUCCUGAUACGGUUUGAUGAUGAUGGGGAACCGGAACUGAUCCCAGCAAAAGUGGCUAAUAUAAAAAUACCUCAAAUGGUCAUACAAUAUUACGAGUCCCGGAUCUCUUGGGAUUCGGAUGGUGAUAAUUCUGAGUAAAAAAACACUUUUAAAUAACUUAAAAUAUAACUUUUUGAAAGAACGUCCUUAAUUUUGAAACUAAUAAUCACUAAUCAAUGAAACUUAAAGAUUUAUUUUAUUUAUGCCUUGGUUUGUCAUUUAUUGCAAAAAUUGAGACGAUUUUGCAUGAGAAUUU